UCCCCUCUUCUUCCCCUCCCCUGCAGGCGCUGGGGAAGCUGUUUUUCCACUCUGUCACGCACACGCGCUUUUUCAUUCUUUAUUUAUUUCUUUCGGGUUUAAACUUUCUCUAAGCCUCGCCGGCACUUCCCCAAAGUUCGGCUGGGUCUCUGCGACUUUUCCUCCUCUACCCUGACCCAGCCCCAGUCCUGCAAAUCAAAACUCCCCAGCCGAGCCUCCGGAGAGGCGGGGGAAGCGGCUGCUGAGCGCGGGCAGGCGGCCGCCGGGCGUGGUGGCUGCCCACCCGCGCCCGCUGCCCACCCGCGCCCGCUGCCCAUCCGUCUGCGCCCUGCCCGCUGCGUACCCGACUCACUCGGACUCCAGACUGACCGUCUCCUCCAGUCAUCGCCAUGUCCGCCCUGAUCGUGGAGAAUUUCCGCUUCCUGUCGCUCUUUUUCAAGAGCAAGGACGUGAUGAUCUUCAACGGGCUGGUGGCCCUGGGCACGGUGGGGAGCCAGGAGCUCUUCUCCGUGGUGGCCUUCCACUGCCCUUGCUCCCCCACCAGGAACUACAUUUACGGCCUGACGGCCAUUGGGGUUCCCGCCCUGGCUCUCUUCCUUAUCGGCGUCAUCCUCAACACCCACACUUGGAACCUGGUGGCCGAGUGUCAGCUCCGCCGGGCCAAGAACUGCUCAGCUGCCCCCAACUUCCUCCUCCUCAGCUCCAUCCUGGGCCGGGCGGCCGUGGCCCCCGUCACCUGGUCCGUGCUCUCGCUGCUUCGAGGAGAGGCCUACGUCUGCGCCCUCAGCGAGUUUGUGGACCCCUCCUCGCUGGCAGAUGAGAAAGGGGGCUUCCCCCAGGACCACGCCGUGGAGGUGCUGGCCAAGGUCCCCUGUGGGGAGGCCCCGGCAAACCUGUCGGGCUUCCAGGAGGAGGUGAGCCGAAGACUCAAGUACGAGUCCCAGCUUUUCGGGUGGCUGCUGAUCGGUGUGGUGGCUGUCCUGGUCUUCCUCACCAAGUGCCUGAAGCACUGCUGCUCCCCGCUGGGCUACCGCCAGGAGGCCUACUGGGCUCAGUACCGCGCCAACGAGUCCCAGCUGUUCCAGAGGACGGCCGAAGUGCACUCCCGGGUGCUGGCCGCCAACAACGUGCGCCGCUUCUUUGGCUUUGUGGCCCUCAACAAAGAUGACAAGGAGAUGCUGGAAGAGUUUGUGGUGGAGGGGACCCAGCCGAGGCCCCAGUGGAAUGCCAUCACCGGCGUCUCCCUAUACCGUGAAAACCAGGGCUUCCCACUCUACAGCCGGCUACACAAGUGGGCCCAGGGGGUAGUGGGCAACGGGACUGGGCCAGACAACCUGGAGAUGGCCUUCCUGGCUUCCUAGUGUCCCAUGUCCCCACAGAGUGUGACUUCUAUAAUCUGGGGUCCACAGCCAUAGCUGCCCCACUUAAUCCAGUUUGCCCGCUUCUUAUUGUUGCUCCGCACUCCUAUUUGGAUGCCAGUCCCGUGCCCAAACCCAGGAGUUAGCAGAUUCCCAGAUGAUUCUGGGGUGGAUCAGAGGCAAACCUCUUUUACUAGCAUCGCCAACGGGCCAUCAAAGGAGGCUGGAGGGCGGUGAGGGUGACAGCGUGUGGAAGCGGCCCAGGUUUGGGCAGAGCCUGGUGGGCAGUGCAGCACUCUGAGGACACUCCUGGCACUCGAGCCCGUCCCACCGCAGCCUGCUGGAUCAGCAGCUUUACAAGAUGUUUUGGUCUUUUCCAAAGAAAAGCAGCUCCUUGCACAAACUUCUGAACCCCGGGACACCAGAAACAGUCACCCCAUGCCUACUGGUGGGCUCCUUAUGAGAAUGAAGUCGAACGUAGUUAACUUGUGUCUAACUGCAUGUGGGUUGGGAAUGGCCAUCUUCAGAAAAGGAAGAUUUGAAGACCUGGGGGAUCCCCAGUAAGGAGUUUUCCUCCGGCUUCCACUGACUUUUUCUCUUUUUAAGCAUUUUUGAUAAAGACUUUGCUAUAA
This is a messenger RNA of Sarcophilus harrisii (Tasmanian devil), 1990 nucleotides long. RefSeq names its product calcium homeostasis modulator family member 2 (gene CALHM2). The transcript has 3 exons. Gene Ontology annotation, molecular function: monoatomic cation channel activity. Lineage: Eukaryota; Metazoa; Chordata; Mammalia; Dasyuromorphia; Dasyuridae. The coding region runs from base 390 to 1361 and encodes 323 amino acids. The record is from RefSeq and is a predicted model, not a curated record.